AUUCUCAAAAUCAUUGUAAGAAAUCUAAGCUCCUGAAAACAACACAACAUAAAAUUUACACACAAGAGAAGAAUCAAAGACAAAGAGGCAAUGGAUAUCAGGUUGAUGGGUCUAGAUUCUCCACUGCUGAACACACUGCACCACAUCAUGGACCUCCCAGACGACUCCACCGAGAAGAACUCUCACGCUCCCACCCGGACCUACCUCCGCGACGCCAAGGCAAUGGCAGCCACCCCUGCGGACGUGAAGGAGUACCCGAGCUCGUACGUGUUCGUGAUCGACAUGCCGGGGUUGAAGUCCGGUGACAUCAAGGUUCAGGUGGAGGAUGACAAUGUGCUUCUCAUAAGUGGUGAGAGGAAGAGGGAUGAGGAGAAAGAAGGGUCCAAGUAUGUGAGGAUGGAGAGGAGGGUUGGCAAGUUCAUGAGGAAGUUUGUGCUCCCGGAGAAUGCUAAUGUCCAUGCCAUUUCUGCUGUUUGCCAAGAUGGUGUGCUCACUGUCACGGUGAACAAGCUGCCACCUCCUGAGCCUAAGAAGCCCAAGACCAUUGAGGUUAAGGUUGCUUGAGCUUGUUGUGUACGACCAAACCUACAUUUGCAGAGAAGCAGCUGUUUCUGUUUAUGGUUUUGUUUGUAUGAUGACAAUGGUUUUGUGCCUUUCAGAUGAUGAUGCCUUUUGCUGCGAUGUGUUAUGUUACAUAAUCAUGAAUGUAAUGUUUUGUUAGCUUUAAUGUUAUAGCUAAUCUACCUAGUUUCUAAUUUCUCUA
Molecule: messenger RNA, 763 nt
Organism: Lotus japonicus
Lineage: Eukaryota; Viridiplantae; Streptophyta; Magnoliopsida; Fabales; Fabaceae
Product: 17.1 kDa class II heat shock protein
Exons: 1
Coding region: 91-564 (157 amino acids)
Biological process (GO): protein complex oligomerization; response to heat; protein folding
Source: RefSeq, a predicted model, not a curated record